This is a messenger RNA of Prorocentrum cordatum, 801 nucleotides long. The record is from the annotation of a GenBank genome assembly. NCBI's taxonomy places the organism in Eukaryota, Dinophyceae, Prorocentrales, Prorocentraceae.
AUGUCGCCCCCCUCCUGCCUACGAAGCGCGGACACCUGCUCGCGCAGCUCGGCGCGAGCGCUGUUGUUUAUGGCCGCGACGUCAUCCCUCUCAUGCCCGCGAAGCAACGACACCUGCCUCCGCAGCUCGGAGCGGGCACUGUCGCUCACAGCCGCGAUGUCGUCACCCUCCCGUGUUCGAAGCGCGGACGCCUGCCUCCGCAGCUCGGCGAGGACGCUCUCGUUCACAGCCACGGUGUCGUCACCCUCCUGCGUCCGAAGCGCGGACGCCUGCUUCCGCAGCUCGGAGCGGGCGCUCUCGUUCACGGCCUCGAGGUCCGCCUCCUGCCUCCGAAGCGCGGACGCCUGCACUCGCAGCUCGGACUCGGCGGUGCCGUUCACGGCCUCGAGGUCCUCCGCCUGCCUCCGCAGCUCGGAGCGGACGCUCUCGUUCAAGGACUCGAGGCCCCCCUCCUGUGUCCGAAGCGCGGACGCCUGCCUCUGCAGCUCGGAGCGAACGCUGUCGUUUACAUCCGCGAUCUCGCCCUCCACCUGCACCCGAAGCUCGGACACCUGCCUCCGAAGCUCGGAGCGAGCGCUCUCGUUCACGGCCUCGAGGUCCUCCGCCUGCCUCCGAAGCUCGGACGCCUGCUCUGCCAGUUCGGACUCGGCGGUCCUGUUCACGGCCUCGAGCUUCUGCUUGGACCUCAGGAAUUCCAGCCUCAGGUUCUCAGAGGCAGAGACCGCCCCGGUGGCCGUGGAGUUGACCUCGGCGAGGGCAUCCCUCUCCCGCCUGACGCCGUCCUGGGCCUUCUCGGCGUGA